This is a messenger RNA of Patella vulgata (common limpet), 3878 nucleotides long. RefSeq names its product zygotic DNA replication licensing factor mcm3. Gene Ontology annotation, molecular function: single-stranded DNA helicase activity; ATP binding; single-stranded DNA binding. The coding region runs from base 109 to 2601 and encodes 830 amino acids. Lineage: Eukaryota; Metazoa; Mollusca; Gastropoda; Patellidae. Gene Ontology annotation, biological process: DNA strand elongation involved in DNA replication; DNA replication; double-strand break repair via break-induced replication. The record is from RefSeq and is a predicted model, not a curated record. The transcript has 20 exons. Gene Ontology annotation, cellular component: nucleus; MCM complex.
GUAUUUAUCACGUGGGUUAAAUAUUGCGGGAAAAGUCAUUGUUUUGAUGAAGAAGAGCAACAUCUUUAUAAUCAAAUAGGCCCUAGAUCUGAGAGAAAACUUGGCAACAUGAUGAACAACGACGUUGAUCAACGUUUGAAGGAAAUCCAGAGAGAAUAUCUCGACUUUCUUGACGAUGAUGAGGAUCAGGGUGUAUAUCAACAGAAAGUUAGGGAUAUGAUCUCAGAGAAUCAGAUUCGUCUAACAGUUAAUAUCAAUGAUCUUAGAAAGAAAAAUCCUAAACGAGCCGCCAGUUUAUUAAAUGAAUGUUUUGAAGAGUUGAUUGCAUUCAAUCGAGCUCUUAAGGAACUUGUGGCGUCGGCUGAUCCUCUACAUGCAAAACAACAUGAAGAAUUCUUUGUGGGCUUUGAAGGAAGUUUUGGUGCUAAACAUGUCAAUCCUAGAACAUUAACAUCCCGUUUCCUUGGUAACAUGGUUUGUCUAGAAGGAAUAGUAACAAAAUGCUCAUUGAUCCGACCUAAAAUAGUCAGGAGUGUGCAUUAUUGUCCAGCCACAAAGAAGACAAUAGAAAGAAAGUACACUGACAUGACAUCACUAGAAGCUCAUCCAUCAAGUGCUGUCUACCCAACUAAAGAUGAAGAUGGUAAUUUAUUAGAAACAGAAUUUGGAUUAUCAGUUUACAAAGACCAUCAAACAUUCAGUAUACAGGAAAUGCCAGAAAAGGCGCCACCCGGUCAGUUACCUAGAUCUAUUGAUAUAAUAGCUGAUAAUGAUCUAGUUGAUAACUGUAAGCCAGGAGAUCGUGUUCAAGUUAUAGGAACUUUCCGAUGUUUACCAGGAAAGAAAAAUGGCUACACAUCUGGUACAUUUAGAACUAUUUUAAUAGCCAACAAUAUCCAGUUAUUGAGUAAAGAAGUCGCACCGCUAUUUUCUGCCGAUGAUGUGGCAAAGAUUAAAAAAUUUGGUCGACAGAAAAAUGUGGAUGUAUUUGAAGCUUUAGCUAAAUCUCUUGCACCAUCAAUACAUGGACAUGAAUAUAUUAAAAAAGCUGUGUUAUGUAUGUUACUUGGUGGUACAGAGAAAAUACUAGAAAAUGGUACAAGAUUAAGAGGUGAUAUUAAUGUUCUGCUUAUUGGUGAUCCGUCUGUUGCUAAAUCACAAAUGUUACGGUACGUGUUGAAUUGUGCACCAAGGGCUAUACCUACUACAGGCCGAGGGUCAUCAGGUGUUGGUUUAACGGCUGCUGUUACUACAGACAGUGAAACGGGUGAUCGUAGAUUAGAAGCAGGUGCUAUGGUGUUAGCCGAUCGCGGUAUUGUCUGUAUUGAUGAGUUUGAUAAAAUGUCUGACAUGGAUCGUACAGCUAUACAUGAGGUGAUGGAACAAGGGCGGGUAACUAUUGCUAAAGCGGGUAUCCAUGCUAAAUUAAAUGCCAGGUGUAGCGUAUUGGCUGCAGCUAAUCCUGUAUAUGGCAGAUAUGACCAGUAUAAAACACCAAUGGAGAAUAUCGGACUACAAGAUUCACUACUUUCUCGUUUUGAUCUACUGUUUAUUGUAUUGGAUAAAAUGGAUCCAGAUUUUGACAGACGUAUCUCGGAUCAUGUUCUUCGAAUGCAUAGAUACAGAUCGGCACAGGAACAAGAUGGAGAUGCUCUUCAGAUGGGAAAUUCUGUCAGUUUAUUAGCCACACAAGAUCCAGAUAAAGAAAGAAAUGAAGAACAGGAGACGCCCAUGUAUGAAAAAUAUGAUGCUUUAUUACAUGGUGCUACCAGAUCUAAAAAGGACAGAAUAUUAAGUAUGGAAUUUAUGCGAAAAUACAUUCAUGUAGCCAAGGCCUUGAAGCCUAGUUUAACAAGAGAAGCAGCAGAAUUGAUAGCGGAUGAAUACGCCAAGCUACGUAACCAGGAUAAUCUAGCUCAAGAUCACAUUGCUAGGACCCAACCAGUAACAGCUCGUUGUUUGGAAACUAUGAUCCGUCUAUCGACUGCCCAUGCUAAAGCCAGAUUAUCAAAAACAGCUGAUUUACAAGAUGCCCAAGCUGCUGUUGAACUCAUUCAGUUUGCUUACUUUAAAAAGGUAUUAGAAAAAUCACGUAGACGUAAACAACCAGACGAUAGUGAAGAAGAAAGUCAAGACGAAGUCGAACAGGCACCAACACCUAAACGUAAAAAGAAGAGUCGAGCAAGCAAACAACGUCCACCUUUAAAAGAAGGAGAAGAAGGCUAUGAUCCAUAUGACUUUGAAUCAGCAGAAAGUACUGCUAGCGAAGAUGAGACACCAGAAUCUUUAGAAGAAUCUCGUAAGAAAAGACGAAAGUCCAAGGGUGAUGAUGAUACUGCCAUGGAAACAGAUGAGACCGCUACCUCUAAGGGUGAUAAACCAAAAAUAUCCGAUGAUAGGUUGAAGGCUUUCCGUUCGUCAUUAUUUAAUGUAUUUAAAGCUGCACAUGCCCAGUCAUUAGAAUUAGAUAAAGUACGUAUAGAGGUCAACAAAGAUCGUCUCGGUGAUGAGUUCAAGGAUGAAGAAAUAAAAGCAGCUGUGGAUACUAUGAUGGAUGCCAAUCAGAUUAUGUUGUCUGAUAACGUAUUGUUUUUGAUAUAGAAUAGCCAACAUCCAAUUGUGGAAAAUAAUUUUCAAGAUUUCUGAGCAUUGAACAAGAAGACAACAAAUUUUAUGGAUUUUCUUAGGGUUUGAGAUGCUGUUGAGAACUGCCCAACAAAACAAAGACAGAACUAAUUUGUACAAGAAAACUGUACAACUAAAUAUUCCCACUUUAUUACAAGGAGAAAUUGAUUUAUGUUCAAUUGUACAUAAGGAAAUAGAGACUUUUUACAUUUACAUUUCUUAAAAUAGUAAUUUCAAAGUGCUAAAGUUAUGUUUAAUGAAGUAUGAAUAUAUUGUUAAUGUGUGUCCGGCUCGUGGAACAGUUGUUGCAGUUUAUCUUGAGUUCAAUGACAGGAAUCGUUGUGCAUUAUUGGAGAAUUUAACUUAAGUCAGGAAAUUAGCCACAUAUUUCCAAAAACAAUGCCUUUAAACAGAUAGCUAUGCAAAGCGUGGAAAUACGCCCACAACAGCUAUGUCUCAAAAGCAGCUUAUCUGAAUAGACAAUUAAAUUUUGACCAAAUUGGAUGAGGGUUCUGUAUACAAAUAGCAUGGAAAUAUGCCCCACACUGAAGCUGUCUCGACAGCAGUUUAUCUGAAAGGACCAAAUUUGAUGAGUUUUCUGUAUAUAAAGAUAGUGUCGCAAAGCAUGGAAAUAAACUCACAAACCUGCUAAAGUUGUAUUUCUGAAUAGCAGCUUGGAACACCGCCUUUGAUUAAUUGAAUGGCUGAUGUUAUAGGCCGGGUCAGAUCUUCAUGUUGCGGAGGCCAUCAACAGUACAUGUAUAAAAAGCGAAAUUAAAUGUAGAUCUGUAUUUUAAUCAGAUUGAAUAGGAAAUAACAAAAAAAAGAUAAAAUGGGGUUGUAUCAGUAUUUAGAACAAUUAUACAUGUAACUAAUGUCCUCUAUCUUUUUUAUACCCCCAAAUUUCCUGUCAUGUCAAUAAAAGCUAUAUUUCAUAGCUGCUGUGUUAGGGUAUAUCCAUAAUUUGUGCGGCUGUUUUCAUCUGAAUUUGAUGAAAAUCUUGCAAAUUGGUGUACAUACAGACAUACUGUAGAUGGAAUGAAACUUUUAGUUUUAUUAUAAAUUAUGUUACGUAAAGAUUUACGUAUAUCAGAACAAUAAUAGAACCUGUCCAUUGUAGAUUUUGUUACCUUAAUGCAUGUUGAUAUCAGAAUAAUAGAAACUGUCUAUUGUUUUCUUGCACUAUACCUGACCUGAAUGAUGUAUAAAGUCUAGACAUUUAUAUUCAUAUGUAAAUAAAUCAGUAAACUGUA